Ahaetulla prasina is the source of this 899-nucleotide messenger RNA. Its product is annotated as TBC1 domain family member 13-like. Bases 132 to 899 code for a protein of 255 amino acids. Gene Ontology annotation, molecular function: GTPase activator activity. NCBI's taxonomy places the organism in Eukaryota, Metazoa, Chordata, Lepidosauria, Squamata, Colubridae. The transcript has 9 exons. The record is from RefSeq and is a predicted model, not a curated record. Gene Ontology annotation, biological process: intracellular protein transport; activation of GTPase activity.
GAGCCGCAAGUCGGGCCGGCGGGCAGCCCAGCUCCUCCUCCUCUUCCUCCGCCUCCGCCAUUUAGUCCUCCCGGCGGCGCGCCGGAGCGCCCGGGAGAAGCGGCGGGAGGGUCCGAGCCGGUCCCCGCAUCAUGUCGCGCCUGCACCGGAGCAGAAUUGCAGACUUUGAAGAGAUCCUGAAUGAGCCCAACAUAGUUCUGCAAAAGCUGCGAGAAUUUUGUUUCAACGGGAUUCCCUUCGAAGGUGGCUUACGCUGUCUCUGUUGGAAGAUCCUCUUAAACUACCUUCCUGUGGAAAGGGGUGGUUGGAAUUCCCAGCUGAGAAAGCAAAGGGAACUUUAUGCCCAGUUCUUGAAGGAAAUGAUUAUCCAGCCAGGAAUAGCUAAAGCUGAACUCGGAGUCUUCAGAGAGGAUGUCACCUUGGAGGACCAUCCGCUGAAUCCCAACCCAAACAGCCAGUGGAACACAUACUUCAAGGACAACGAAGUCCUGUUGCAAAUCGACAAGGAUGUCCGGCGACUGUAUCCCGAUAUGGCUUUCUUCCAGCGCCCGACAGAGUAUCCUUGUCUGUUGAUCCUCGACCCCCAGAACGAAUUUGAGACCCUUCGCAAGCGGGUGGAACAGACCACCCUCAAAUCGCAGACGGUGGCACGGAACCGGAGUGGAGUAACUAAUGUGAGCUCCCCUCUUAAGGCUCCGGUGCUGAGCGAAUACGAAGUUCUCCCUGAUGGCUCAGAAGCCCACUGGGAAGUUGUGGAACGGAUCCUGUUCAUUUACGCAAAGCUGAACCCCGGAAUUGCCUACGUCCAAGGGAUGAACGAAAUUGUGGGGCCCCUCUAUUACACCUUUGCGACAAACCCCAAUAGCGCUUGGAAAGGGAACUUUAUGCCCAGUUCUUGA